Molecule: messenger RNA, 3074 nt
Organism: Athalia rosae (coleseed sawfly)
Lineage: Eukaryota; Metazoa; Arthropoda; Insecta; Hymenoptera; Athaliidae
Exons: 2
Coding region: 44-478 (144 amino acids)
Source: RefSeq, a predicted model, not a curated record
CGCGCGCACUUCACGAAAUACCGGAGUGGCGGCGGCCAUCUUUAUGCGGCCAACAGCUGUUCCCGGCAGCGAGCGAACUCCCCCCGGUUAUCUGGGUCACGGGAACUGCGCAACACUCUCGGUACCGCAGUUAUACGGUGGUUAUCGCCAUCGUGGAAUACAACAAUUUCCACGAGGAAUAGACGAUAGAAAAAUGGUUGUUGGUCCGGGUGCGAGUAGAUCGCCCGCGGAGACAGGAGCGCAAGGAUGCCGUAGACUGCCAUUGGCGCACUCGGAGGGGGCUGCUCGUUCAUUGGCCGAGAGAACUUUGAUCAUGGCGGCGGGGAGCACACGCAACGGUCGUCAUUUCGUCGUCACGCUCGACGCACCGGCGGACGACGCCAUCGCCGUGGGAUCUUUUUCACGCUGCAUCGGGAGUCUGCGUUUGGACUCGUUGGGAAAAACGUCCCGAUUAAAAACCGAGGAAAGAAAAAUAUGAAUUACUCGUUGCGACGGUGGGGCGCGCCAAAUUUUUUUUUUUCAAAAACUACAACCACCGAUGCGACACCCCAUGAUUUUCACGACCACGCGUUAAAGUCUCGGCAAACGAAAACUGACGCAUGCAAGGAGGAGGGCGGCGGGGAGGGUGUUGCGUUGGAUCAAGGAAACAACCAUGGCGGUUGUGGGAUGUAAAUUAUUAUUGUCACGUGCAACCAUAUUUCAUACUGUUUACGUGGUGGUAGCGGUGGUAAAAGCCGAUGGUUCGAGCGAACGAUAAGCGACUUUGUUUUUCGAAUUUCCAAGCAUUUUUUUACGCAAGGCAAAGUUUGCGGUCGGCGCCACCGGCUCGGCCACCCACGUGCUUCUUGGCUCUAUCGGUAAUUUGAAAAUUAAAUUCACACGCGGCGGGGGAGCGACGAAAAAAAGUCGCUGGUGCAGAGUGCAGAGUGCGCCUUGACACGUAGACUGCUGCAGGUAAACGCGUUCGCGCUACCGAGUAAACAAAACAACAACAACAACAACGAUGAAAAAUUCCCUCAAAAAUGUAUUCAAAGUAGCAUCAACAGUCGCGCGGCGAAAUGGGUAGUGAAUCGAAGCAACGAUGAAUCUAAUCGUAAGUCCGAAACAGAGGGUGAGAAAAAAUUGCCUCGUAUCUUAAAAAAUUACAACCUUGGCGAUUCCGUGUCACCGUUCCGUACGCAUACCUCCCCCCGUGCAGGGGGCGUUCGAACGCAUCGUGCACAAGAACACGUUGAAUCCUCGGUGCAUCGGGGGAUCGUGCACGGGACUCGUAUCGGUUGCAUUACGGUCUUGUUGUUACCGGCGGAGUGUUCGUCGGUCCGUCCCGGUGCGAACAAGUGUACCCCGUGCUCGGGUCGACCGGGGGGGCUCGUCACCUGGCCCGAGGCCGACGCCCCACCUCGAGGAAUACACGCCCUCUCGAUUUUCAUCGCGUACAUUCGUUAUUCGAUGUUGUCACCGCGAUCCGCAUCGCAAGUGUUCACCCGCUGACGGAUUUUUUUCUUCACCCAAAGUUCGUCCGGGUGCACGGGCCGGUUUCCCCUCCCCGCCCCUUUCCGGAUCUAAUCCUUCCCGGGACGUGGUGUAAAAUUUUUAAUAAUCAUUAUCGGUUAUAUCGAACGCGGUGUGUCGAUUCCUCGGCAAACUAGGAGGAGACCGAGAAACGGGUUUCACGCAACAGAGUAAAACAAACGUCUGUGGGGAAGCGAGUGGUGGUGGCGGUGGUGGUGGUGGUCGUCGUCGUCGUCGUCGUCGUCGUCGUCGUCGUCGUCGUCAGUGGACAAGAGAUCUCCCGCUGCUAUUAUUUUGGCGGUGUGGGGAUAAAAUUUGACAACGCGGCCGCGCGCAGUCGUCGUCGACGACGAGAAAACGGAGUGUGGUUGUUCUCGUUCGGUUUCCAGCUUCGGCAAGUUCCGACGUGCGCGUACACCCGAUAAUCGAAAGUACAGCGUUGCCGUUGCGAAAGACGUCGUCGGCACCGCGUCCGCGAGAUGGAGCCGAAGAUCGCCUCGCCGCUUUUCAAUUCUGGAACCCCGUUUGCGCCGUCCCGGUCACUCGCGGGACCGUACCGCACACUUUCGGAAGCCAGGUAGCCGCCGCCGAGGAUACGGUCCGUUCAUCGGUCAUGCGCGACUCUCGCCCUACCCUAUAAACCCGAGCGAAAUAUCCACCGCCAAUCCGAUGAUUCCUUCGACUUCCGACGAAGCAGGUUCGUGCCAAACGGCGAGCGAACCCACCACCACCACCACCACCACCACCACCACCUACCCGCCGAACAACGAAGGCAAAACGCGUGGGCGAAGCGACGCGCAUGCAGCGUUUUCAUUUUUAAACAGGGAGGAGAACGAGAUACAACAACAAUAAAAAAAUAAAAAAAACAAAAACAACAAAAAACGGCGAAGUGUUAACUUUCCUAGUCGCGGGUAGCAGUAAAAGAAGAGUGGAGGACCGCGACUCUGGAGAGCGGAGGCAGCGGAGCCGGGCCGCUGUUUGUCUCCCGAUGUGGAUACAACGAUUCCGGAUCGCCGCAGACCGAAUUUCAUAUCGGUAUGAACCGAGUCGCGAUUGGACUGGAGAGCGGUUAUCCGAUUGGAGGACACCCGAGAUCGUAUCUGGCAACGCGAUGGGCGAAAAAUUUUAAUUUUUGCAAUGAAACGUCGAGCGCGGGAACCGGCGAUAGAAAAUUAUCAGGCGCGAUCAAUCGAUGGAAGGGGAGUUGGCCACGCGUUUUGCGCCUCGGUUAAUCGAUUCCGAAAAAAGACUCUCGACUCUCAAACAACUUAUAGGACUGCGGGUUUUGAAAUUCCCGCAACGCGCGCGGACACCGGGCAAUGAAAAUAUUCGUUUUACGGGUGAGGCGGGUUCGGAGGGAAGAUCCCGCGAAACGAAAAUAACGUACGAAGUAACUCUUUUCUUUAUCGUCAAUUUUCGGCGUCGAUCGCCGCGUUUCGAAUCGACUCAUAAUUCCCUCGAUUCGAAGCCCGCGCUUCGACCGCCGACGAAUCAGGAGGUAAUCUCUCUCUCUGUACAUAUGUGAGCGUACACCGAUCGAAUAAAAUUGAUAUCUAACUCCA